AUGAACAAGAUCAAACGGAUAAACCAAAUUAACCAGAAAGAAUUAGCUUCGAGUGCAACCUCAUACAAAUCCUCAUGGCAUUAUGAAUACCGAGAUACAAAUUACAUCUUUAUCAGCAACAUUCCCAAUUUCAUCAAACCUCAUGAUUUGGUCGUCAUAUUCAGCCAAUAUGGUAUUCCUACCCACUUAAACUUGAUUAAGAACCAUGAGACUGGGCAACAUCGUGGCUUUGCAUUUUUGAAAUACGCCAAUUUUAAAAGUUGCGUAUUGGCAAUUGACAAUUUCAAUGGUAUUAAAGUCGGUGAUCGAAUGUUGCAUGUUGAUCAUAGUUAUUAUAAAUUGCGACGAGGCGAGAAAGAGGAUGAUUUUUUGAUCAAUUAUGAUGAAGUGAGGAAGGAAUUAGAAGCAAGUGAAGAUGACAAGAAGAAGAAGGAAGAGAAGGAAGAGAAGGACUUGAAGUUGAUUGAGAGUGGGGAAGCUAAACCAAAAGCAAUUGCAUUGGAGUUCAAAUCGGAAAACAAGGAAAAAAAAGAGGAGGUCAAAGGUGAUGACGACAAUGAGUUUGUUGAUCCGAUGCAAACUAUUGCAGAGAAUGCAACUAAUGAAGCUCAAGUAGAGAAUGAAGACGAUGAAUUCGUUGACCCUAUGCAGCAAUUUAUAACAGAAACAACCCACGAGACAAAGGAAAAGAGUCACAAGUCGCAUAGAACUAGCAGACAUAGAUCGCAUCGAUCGCAUAGAGUAAGAGAAAAGUCGCUGUCACUCAAAAACGAUAGAGAUCGAAGUCCAACACGUGAAGAAAAGAAAGAGGAAGGACACUAA
Messenger RNA from Lodderomyces parapsilosis, 822 nucleotides. Its product is annotated as U2 snRNP complex subunit. Gene Ontology annotation, cellular component: catalytic step 2 spliceosome; precatalytic spliceosome; U2 snRNP. NCBI's taxonomy places the organism in Eukaryota, Fungi, Ascomycota, Pichiomycetes, Serinales, Debaryomycetaceae. Gene Ontology annotation, molecular function: RNA binding. Bases 1 to 822 code for a protein of 273 amino acids. The transcript has a single exon. The record is from RefSeq and is a predicted model, not a curated record. Gene Ontology annotation, biological process: mRNA splicing, via spliceosome.